ACUUCUUCGCGCGUCGUACCGAACGCACUGUAUGGCGUGUUUCCGCGGUGGAUUGUGGGAAAGAGUCUAUCUCCGGCCAAAAUGUCUGACAUGGAAGAUGAUUUCAUGUGCGAUGAUGAGGAGGAUUAUGACCUGGAAUAUUCAGAGGACAGCAAUUCUGAACCGAAUGUUGAUUUGGAGAAUCAGUACUACAACUCCAAAGCCCUCAAAGAAGAUGAUCCUAAAGCAGCCCUGAGCAGUUUUCAGAAGGUGCUGGAACUGGAGGGAGAAAAGGGAGAAUGGGGUUUCAAAGCACUGAAACAGAUGAUUAAGAUCAACUUCAAACUAACAAAUUUUCCUGAAAUGAUGAACCGGUACAAACAGUUGUUGACGUACAUAAGAAGUGCUGUCACCAGAAAUUACUCUGAGAAAUCUAUCAACUCUAUUCUAGAUUAUAUUUCAACUUCUAAACAGGUAUUUGUUACACUAAACUUGUUCAGUGAGCACAAUUUUAAUAAAAAAAAAAGAUAUCUAAUAUUUGACUUUCUUUUCCAGAUGGACUUGCUACAGGAGUUUUAUGAAACCACUUUAGAAGCUUUAAAAGAUGCAAAAAAUGACAGACUUUGGUUUAAAACUAACACCAAGUUGGGAAAGUUGUACCUGGAAAGAGAAGAAUUUGGAAAGCUGCAGAAGAUUCUCAGACAGUUGCACCAGUCAUGUCAGACGGAUGACGGAGAGGAUGAUUUGAAAAAAGGCACACAGCUGCUGGAGAUCUACGCUUUGGAGAUCCAGAUGUAUACGGCACAGAAGAACAACAAAAAGCUUAAAGCCCUCUAUGAACAGUCAUUACACAUCAAAUCAGCUAUUCCACAUCCACUCAUUAUGGGAGUCAUCAGAGAAUGUGGCGGAAAAAUGCACUUGAGGGAGGGCGAAUUCGAGAAGGCGCAUACUGAUUUUUUCGAGGCUUUCAAGAACUACGAUGAGUCAGGAAGCCCCAGACGAACCACUUGCCUGAAGUACUUGGUCUUGGCUAAUAUGCUAAUGAAGUCUGGAAUCAAUCCGUUUGAUUCGCAAGAGGCAAAACCUUACAAAAACGACCCAGAAAUCUUAGCAAUGACAAACCUGGUAAGUGCCUACCAGAAUAAUGACAUCACAGAAUUUGAGAAAAUCUUAAAGACAAAUCACAGCAACAUAAUGGAUGAUCCCUUCAUCAGAGAACAUAUUGAGGAAUUGUUAAGAAACAUAAGAACCCAAGUUCUCAUCAAAUUGAUUAAGCCUUACACUCGGAUACACAUACCUUUUAUUUCAAAGGAACUGAACAUUGAUGUCGCAGAUGUGGAAAGUUUGCUUGUGCAGUGCAUUCUAGAUAACACAAUAGAUGGUAGAAUUGACCAGGUUAACCAGCUAUUGGAGCUUGAUCACCAGAAGAGAGGCGGAGCCCGAUACACUGCUCUGGACAAAUGGACCAAUCAGCUGAACUCUCUCAACCAGGCCAUUGUUAGCAAACUGGCGUGAUUUGACAUUGACGAUUUAGGAAAACACGUUCAUCCAUCAGGCAGCAGGUUGACUGAAAGCUGUCAGUGACGUUAACAACUUCAAGCCUUUAUUUCCCCAUCAGUGAUUGACGUGAAGGGGGAGCUUUAUUUGGCUAGUUUGUUUUUUUACAGCUGUAGUCACUUAAGUCAGUUUUAAAUAUCUUUAAUAAAGCAGAGCGUCCUAUAGGACGUCUGCUCUACUGGAUUGUUCAAGUCUUUAUUAUGAAAAUGUUCUCAAUGUGGUUGCAUCUUCUAAAACAUUUACUUUAACAGCACAUAUUGGCACUUGGUUAUAAUACAUUUAAACUGCAUAUGUUGGUCUUUAAUAGGAGUUUUGAGGACAUGCUGUGUGAAAUUGAGCGUUUACCUGUAAAAACUAUUUCUGUCACGGUUGGCAUGUUUUAUGUUUUGCAUAAAAUUCAGGUGAUGAGUUUUAUGUAGACGCACAGCAGCACAAUCGUACUAUAAAUUGCAGUCGUUGCUAGAAUGCGAAACAUUACAGAUCUGUUUAAAAUGUAAUGUUGUCAGAGCUAUUCUGUUUCACUUUUCAACAAUUAAAGUUGCAUCUGGUGCUUCAGCAGAAAA
Molecule: messenger RNA, 2099 nt
Organism: Misgurnus anguillicaudatus (oriental weatherfish)
Lineage: Eukaryota; Metazoa; Chordata; Actinopteri; Cypriniformes; Cobitidae
Source: RefSeq, a predicted model, not a curated record